CUCGGUUUUCUGAGUCUACUCCGCACGCAAACACCCUCAAUAAGACGAGGAAGAUACGGUUUGGAGCACUCUGUAUUCAGAAAACUUGACGACUUUCUUGUUCGUGAAUAUCGCAACUGGAUAUAUUCUUGCUCCAAGUGAGAAGUCAUCUCUUUGUUCCUCUUCAUCCCGCCUGAAGCUUCUGUGGCUGUGCGAUUCAACAAGGGCCAAGACCAGGCAACAGCAAAAGCAACAGUAGCGCACGAAUAUUGCUUAGACCAGAAGGUAGUGAUUUAUCCAGUUCGAGGUAUUUCCUGAGUUCUCUGACCACUGCUUCUGAGAAGAUAGAGACCAUUUUAAUGAGGGUAUGAUAGCAUACCUUAGAGUAUCACAUGAGGCGCUGUUCGUCAUAAUCAUGCUAACAAACAGGUCGCACUCCUGUCUGUUCUCAAUAUCAGGUCUAUGUGCCUUGCGUCACUAUCAGCACAUUACGGAUCUUCGAAAGAUUAUGCAUUUCAGAACAAAAUUUAGGUUACCGGAGAACUUUCAAAAUGAUGAGUGCAGAGUAUUAGCAGUUUGAGAUAAAGAACUAUUGCCGGGGAAUAUCUCGAACAAUCUGAUUAGAAACGCUUUACUUGCUAUGCGGGCACUUAUCGCAGAUGAAGAAUUUGUAAGAGGACUUACAGAUCGACUAUUCGAUGCACCACUGAGUGUUCCCACGUGGAUCUCCAGCAUAUUGUACUUUCAGGUCGUGGCAGACUUGUUACUGUGGGCCAAUAAAUACUCAGCACGUCGAUAUCCGUUCUUAUUUGCGUUGGAAUAACAUAAUAAACCAAUCCGCGAGACAUGUUUAGUCAUCUGCGUGAUAAAUCCCAAGUUAACUAUCCCCGUACCUACUACUGUACUAUGAAGGAUGUCGGGCGUGCCGACUCGCUGAUGGCCUGCAUCACAUCUGCAUCGGGAUCAGAUAACCAUUUCAGGAAAGCUUAUACCUAGCC
Paecilomyces variotii is the source of this 977-nucleotide messenger RNA. RefSeq lists its product as hypothetical. The transcript has a single exon. Lineage: Eukaryota; Fungi; Ascomycota; Eurotiomycetes; Eurotiales; Thermoascaceae. The coding region runs from base 347 to 559 and encodes 70 amino acids. The record is from RefSeq and is a predicted model, not a curated record.